GGCGGUGGUGGCGGCGGCGGCCAGGCGCGGACCCGCGAAGGAGGGAAAGCGGCUUAUCCCCCCUCCCGCCCUCCCUCCGCCGGGUUGCCAUGGAGAUGGGCGGGCGGCGGCGGCGGGGCUGUCACUGAGGGAUCGCACCGCGGUCCGCGGCAGAGGGGAAGCCGCGGCGGCGGCGGCUGCAGCGGCAGAGGCAGAAAUGGACUCGCACUGCGACUGUGCCGAGCCCCCGGCCRCCGAGCAGCCGUCGGGGAGGAUUAACAAAACGGCCUUCAAGCUUUUCAGGAGGAGGAAGUCCGGGGGCACCAUGCCGAGCAUCUUCGGGGUGCGGAGCAGAGGCGGGGAGGGGAAGGGCGCCAGCAAGCCGGGGAUGGUGCGGAGCCGGACGCACGACGGCUUGGCCGACGCCGUGAUGGAGAGCAGCAAGAAGGAAGAACCGGGCGGCGGCGAGCCGCAGAGCCGUGAGGCGCAGGAGCCGCCRGCCGGCAGCCUCGGCGGCCCCGCUGGCGGCAGCUCGGUGGCCAAGUCGCACAGCUUCUUCUCGCUGCUGAGGAAGAACGGCAGGCAUGCGGAGGGCGCGGAGCCGCGGACCGGCGUCAGACAAAAGAAGGGGCUGAAGGGGAUCUUCAGCAGCAUGCGGUGGCACAGAAAGGACAAAACCGGCAAGGAGGAGAGGGGGGAAUCCUCGGACAUCCCAUCCGGCCUUAUCAUGCCUGGGUCCCUGACCGCCAGCCUGGAAUGCAUCAAGGAGGAGACGCCGAAACCUUUGUCUGAGAGCCCGAGCGGCGCGGGAGACGCCGGGCCGGAGCCGCCGCGGGAGAAGCGCAGCGGCGAGGAGCCYGCCGCGGCCGAGGAGCCCGAAGCGGGCGGAGCGGAGCCGCGGUCCAGCAGCCCCCCGCCCCKGGAGGAGCCGCCCGCCGCCGUGCGGCCACCCGAGGAGCUCAGCCGAGAGCGACCGGAGCCGGCCGCCGGAGAGGCUGGGACUGCGAAGGAUGCGGCGAUAACAGGUGACAUUCCAAUAMCGACUAUCCCCCCUGUUGAACCUCACUGUGAUAGCGGUCAAGAGACGGCAGCCGCCCCUGACCCUUCCUCUGUUGAUCCACCCUCAGAGCAAUCGAUUGAUCGUAUUUGUUUGAUGUUUGCUGACGUGACUUCACUGAAAAGCUUUGACUCUCUUACAGGCUGUGGAGAUAUUAUUGCGGACCAUGAGGAGGAUGUGGGCGGCGGGAGUGGCGUCUGCGAGAAGAGCACCCCCGGGCCCAGCAAGCUGGGUGCCACCAAGAAGCACCCCACCAUGGUGGCCUACCAGGGAGGAGGGGAGGAGAUGGCCAGCCCCGACCAGGUGGAUGACACCUGCCUGCAGGACUUCUGGGAUAUGCUGUCGCAUACAGACGAGACUCAGAAACAAGGAGGAGGAAGCGGAGGCGGGACAAAGAAGCCUGAGGGGUUGAAGGAAAGUCGAGGUACCGAGGGGGCCCAGAAUAAGGUGGUGGUGAAACGCGGUGGCCUCCACCAGAUUGCUAUUCACCUUAACCACAAAGAGGAGCAGAAGGGCAGGGAAAAGGAGCAGCACGAGGGUGCCCCAAACAGCGACGAGGGCUACUGGGAUUCCACCACCCCUGGUCCCGAGGAAGAUAGCUCCACAAGCAUCCAGAAGGAAACCAUUCCCAGGGAUAGCUACAGUGGGGAUGCUCUCUAUGACCUCUAUGCUGAGCCAGAUGAGACCCCACCAGCRGGGCCUACAAACGAAGGAGUCCCCAGCGUGCCACACUCCAAGCCCGUGUCUCCAAUAAUGACYGUGAGCUCGCUGAAAACGCCCUCGAGUGCAGCGAAGGACUCCAAGAUACCCAUCAGCAUCAAACACCUUUCCUCACAUCCCGCCAGCCAUGGAGCAGAUGCCAGUAACAGCCAUCACGUCGCACACCAUCACCUGGCCAAAAGCGAGAUGCACAGAACGAAAAUCCCYGUCUCCAAAGUGCUGGUACGCCGGGUCAGUAACAGAGGCGUGRCAGGGACGACAGUGAAAACUGCCACGCACCAGGACAGUGCCAAAAAGUAGUUGGGUAAGAGGGGAAGACAAAGACAGAAUGAAGUCAAUGUGGGAAAGUCUGCAUAGGAGACCACAGAUAAUGACAGUUUUGUGUCACCUGAAGAAAGUCGCCUAAAAGGCUUCCUCCAUUGUACUCCAUGGGCCUGCACUUCUGAGUCUCUUCUUACUAGACUGAAUAUAAAAAGUCAACUUCUUUUUGAGCACUUUUUUUUUACAUUUGUAUCUUUUUUCUGCAACACUGAACACUGGGGAGGUUCAUUUUUACAUGCUUUUCUGAAAGUGGGACUUGGAUUACGACCAUCCUUCCUCGUGCAAAGCAGUGUCAUGAGUUSUUCAAGGGAACAGAGUUAAAAAAGGAGCGACAUGAGAGGUUCUCCAAUACACUUUUAAUCAUUUCUUGGGGAGGAGUAGAGGGUGGUUGCCUGGCGGGCUCCGGAAAUGAUGUUUGCUCUACAAGAUGUUGCAGAAAAUGCCAAGCAGAAAACAACCCACCUAACAGGUAUUUUACCUGCUGUAGGAACAAGAACACUGCUCAGCAGCAGACUUGAUUGACUUGUGUGCAGGAGAUAAAACUAAGGAGUUAGGUGACUUGUCUAACAGGAAAACAUAUUUUCGUUUGUCUGUGUGGUUGGUUUUGAUCUGGUCUAAUGUAAAUGGAUAACAGAGACACCUGACGUAGGUUCAGAUGUUUACAUCAAUACUCGCCCGAUAAUGCAUACAGGUUCAGGGAAACAUUUUACUAAAUGCCAAUAUAUACACACUGUCCACAUUUAUACAGUAACUUGCUCGCCAUGUGUAAAUAUAUACAUGUUUUAGCAGAUUUUUUAUAAAAAAAAAAUCACCUGUCCUUAUUAUCUAGAGUUUAAGCAAGAGUUAGUUUUUAUAGGUAGAUAAUUUUACAGUUCUAAAAUGGUAGAACUUUGUGUAAGAACCUUAAAUUAGAGCAAAAAUCUGGUUUGUAUGGGCUCAUGCAUCCACAGAUAAGUAAGUCUGAAGUGCUGAUUUUAUUCCAGUGGUACAUUCCAUGGCUCAGAGCUGAUGUUCUGAUAGCAUUGCCACUGCAAACCUCUAUUUUUCAGGGGUUUAGACAAAGUUGCUCUGGGCUUAAACCUUACCGAGAAGGAACCCAGCAAAGAAACAAGUUUUUUAAGUAUUAUUUUUUAAAAUAUAUAAAAUUAGUUUUUGAAUAUUUAAAGAAAGUUUGGGUUCUCGUUGCUUUUUAUUUUCAUUCUUAAUAAUGUCAGAAUAAUUUUACUUUAAGAGAGAAAAAAAUGUGGUAAGCUAGUGGUACAUAAAAYGGUCUGAUGAGCUUGGUUCUUAGGGGAAAUAUAUUAAUGGCCAUGACAUUUUGAAUAGUGGCUACUGUAAAUGGGCAUUGGCAACAUUUCAAAGAAAUUUAAUAGGUUUUUAAUGUGCCUGAGGACAUAUUUUUAUGAUACACUGAAAAAGCUCUAAAAGUCACUGAAGUCUAAAGGUAAAUAUUAUGUAUUUACAGAAUAUUUUAAUAUAAGUAUUUAAUCAUCAGACCACAGUUAAUAUAAAAUAUAUGCUCCAGUGUAUCUGAAAAAAAAUAUACAUUUUUAAAAUAUACAUGUCUAUAUUAUGCAGAGAAUCCUAAAUUCAUGUCAUUGAAGCUAAUGGGUCUGAUCUUACAUAGCAGUUGGUUUUAUCGUCUCUUAACUCUAAAGGAAAAAGAAAAAAGGAAAAUAAAUAUACAGAAUAUGUGUUUGAAGGAUAUUAAGAUCAUAGGCAAACCAUAAAAAGCCAGGAAAUACCAUWAUAAGAAUUGUAUAUAUGUACAUGCGUGAUUCAAGGUUCACUGGAGAAAUGACCUUAAAGUCAUGAAGGGAAAUUGGCAUCUAGCUUUGAAAUCACUGCAGGAUUCAAUACCCCAGCAAACGUGUUAGUUUUCCCGACCAGCCCCUGUUUUCAUGGUUUAAGAACCUUAAUACACUUCAAAGAGGAUUAUUUUAUGUUUUCUUUCUGACRUGUAGGUGUGUGGUUUCCUAGAUGCCUCCUCGCACAGACGUGUUGUCCAUAUGCAUGUGUAGCGAGCACACGCUCCUGGCAGGGCCCGUGUGCCAGUGAGGGCUCUCCCCAUGCACACUCACACUCGUUUGAGCGCUGCCACGCACAGGCUGGGGGGUGGGCUCCAGAUCUGCCUGCAAACAUGCUGGCYAUGGCUUCCUUUGCCUCAGAAAGGGAUUUGCAUUUGGUCUGACUCCACUUGUGCAUUUUAGAAAGUCAAAGCUGAAACACCCUCAAAAGGCUGUAUGUACAGAACACAGAAUAUUAUCCUGAUCCUCAGCCCUAAACAUGACAUUCCUUUUCCCGUUCUUUUGUUUUUGUUUGACUGUGAGGGAUGCAUCUUUCCUUGCAUGACAACUCUGCAGAAAAAUCGUAAUUCCCCAUUUUGUUCUAAGGACRAAUUGUGCUGAGAGAUUCUAUAGGGUACUGGAAGUGGAGAGGGAGGGAGGAUGUGAUGGUAGUGCUGUAAAAACUGGAAGCACUGAGUACAGGUAGCAGGAGUGGUGAAGCUUUAAAGCCACUAGGAAAUACCAGCUGCCAUCUCUACGGGACUUGUGUGUGUCAAGUUAUUCAUCAUAUGUGUUUUGUUUGCAUUGUGGCAUGUCUGUAUUGAGAAACCAGUAGUGYGACACUCGCCUAACUCCCCCUCACGUAACCACUAACACGAAUCGUCAUUAAAAUGCUUUGGCUUCCCUUCAUUGCUCUCUCUCUCCUUUGUUUUCUGCCACGUUUUUCCUCCAUCCUCUGCAUGGUGGCGGGCAGCCUCCUCCUCGGUGCUAACCCCUGGAGCGAGGAGCCCUGGGCUGGCCGUGGAGCGUGGCUGGGAGGGCAGCUGCCCCCACCAGGUGCUCCCCAGUUGCUCCCUCCAGCUUUCUGUCACAUACCCAGUGUAAGCACAUUUUGCAAAUCUCUUGGUGGUUUGUUUGGCUGCUUGCUAUGUACAUAUUUUAAGGACAAUCAUAUCCUUUAAAGGAAAAUGGUAAAGUAGCUGGUAGUAGGGCGUCAGUAUUUCGAAUCAUUGCGACAUACUGACGUUGAUUCAGGGUAAUUGUUGUGUGAGAGUAAAGGUACAAUUUAAUAUUCAAAUUAACUUUGUACUUCUAAAAUUCACUUUUGUCUUUAAGCCAUCUAUGUUUUUUAUUUUGAAAGGURAUAGAAGAUCUAAUAUUUACUAGGGCUUUUGAUUUUCAUACAAAUAUAUUUGUAUAACCCCACACAAUGCCUGAAACAAUCACUGAAAGGAGGUUCAAAGGCUUCCUUUAGACSUAUAAAUAAAUCCUGAAAGAUCCCUGUAAAAUACUGUGAGAUGCCCAAGAACAAACWGUUAAUGGCUUGCUGGAUUUAAAGGCUGAGACAUAAAGAGGUAGUAGUCCUGAGGCAUUCUGUGGUGGCUURCAUUCUUAUUUAUGUUGCCCUGUUCAAGCAUAUAUUUUCCUUGGCUUUGGUAGUUAUUGAGUUAGAAAUUAUGUACUGAGUCCCAAAGAUAACAUUCCCAAUGCUGUCAUUGUUUUUUGAUUUUCUUAGAGAAUAUUUUUCUUUAUUUGUUUCAUUUGUUAUUUGGUGGUCUGAAUGAUGCUUUGUAAUUAUCAGCUGUAUGUCGUUCAUAAAGAUUUUAUAGAUCAGGACUUCGUAUUUAGUUAUGUGUACUCUUUGCACUUUCAGGUCCCUGCUGGUAAAUUUUGUAUGUUCUUAGGAUUUUUCUAUAUAUUGCAUAGUGUUUUAUAGCUAUCUACAGUGAUUUCAGUGGUAUACAUUCCUGUUCUUUAUAUCAGCACAAAAGAUUUCCUUUCAGUAGCAUGAAAUUAUGUUUUUGUGGACUUGUUUUSUCAUGAUAGGAGCUAAAUUUCCUGCACUAAAUAUCUGGCCUGCAACAGACAUAAAAGGUCUUAUUUUCCAUGUAGAGCGUAUGCAUUUUGCUCUUGCCAGUAACAGGACUCAAACACGCGUAGUAGAUUUCAGAGGAAAUUCCAUGAUUAGAAUAAGAAACAAAACAUGUUCAGUCUUAUUCCAUCAAUAACCAGCAUCUUCUUCAUCCACUGUGAACAUCCUCACUGCCAUUCAGGGUAGUAGAGGACUGAAUUUUAAAAAUUAUUAGCGUAGAUGUACACUAUGAAAAUUAAUUCACUGAUUAUUUUUUAAUGAAUCUUACUAAAUUAUUUAUCUUAGCUAAUCGAAUAUUGCACCAAAGUCUUAAAACAUCUGAUACAGAUGGCAUUUUCAGUAAGAUCCUAUGAGUGCAGAUGAGCCAAAUUAACAGGCUUUGCUUAGCAAAGCAAAACCUUGCUGUUUCUUAAAUUUGUAGUACUGACUGAGCUUGCAGAUCAAAGGGAGCCAUUGAUUCUGCUGCGUGGCAAUGCACCGGGGUUUUUCUUUCCCUGCUCUGAUGGAGUACUUUGAGAAAAGGCUUUUCAGCAAGAUAAUGGUGUGAAAGGGACAGAUCACAGUAACAAUGGCAACUUACAAGACAGAUGGUUAUCCAACAGCCGCURCAGGGGAUUCUAGGCAAGGUGGCCUGAAAAUGUAUUUUCAUAGUUACUGAUAUGAAAGGCUGGGGCUUGUGUCUUGGAAAAACAAAUUGACACCAACUAAAAGUGCAGAAAUGUGUCUUGGUAGAGUUUACACAUGACAGCUUCUGCAGGGUUUGUUUUUGGUUUUUAUUUUGGCUUUUCUUUUUUUCCCCCUUUGUUUAUAUUUUUAUUAUGAUGACAUAACCCCACGUGUCCAAGCAGCACAACAACUGACUCUUCUGAGAUUCAGUGCUGAGAAUACACUGUUAGCUGUCCCCAGUGGCCUGGGACUGGUUCCUCCUGAAUAUCCCUCCUUCCACUGAGGGGUAGGAGGGAUGGGAUGAUAGGAUUCCCUUGUCAUGAGUCCACGUGCUGUUUACUGUGAGCAGGAGGUAUCUCAGUCUGUCUUGCUGUUGUUUUCAGGGGGCAAUUUAUUUUUAAUUUAACUCACAGUAAUUUUUUACUCAUCAUUACUCAUCUUCCUUGUGAGCAUCUUGGGCAGGAACAUUCAGCACUGAUUUGGUGUUUCCUAGGUCCAUUUCAUGUAGAGAGAAAUGAAAGGACUUGUCAUAUGCAAAGGAAUUAUAGCUAUAACCACUUGAGCCACAUCAUGGGGGCCUUUAUUCCUGCAAAAGCAGGUUGUUAAAAACUCUUCUUGCCUUAGAAGGCUUCUUCACCCAAAACAGUGAGUACUGUUGCCUAGGACCCUGUUUUUUCCUGUGUCUCUCAUUCCUUCUCAGCCAURCUGCAGUUGCUUGGGAAACAGAUUUUCGAUCUAGCCUUCCAGCACUAGAAAAGAGGGUCUGCUGCCAGUAUGCCUCCUCUUUAGGAGAUCUUUGCUUCUAGUUCUUGGUCUUGAAAGAAUUAAAUCCCCCUCAGAAUAAGCAGCAAAGAUAUUUUAAAUUGAGAUCUCUGCUGUGUGAUUUCAUACACUUGGGUGAGGAUGUCGAGUGAUAUUUUGCAUAGCAUGGAGUACAUUCCUYCACUUUCCUGUUGUGGACAAUUUAGUAAAUGUAGCAGGGAAGCAGGUCACUCUUGUAGGAAAGCCCAGGAGAUGUUUGUUAUGGAGACUGUGCCCAGAUUAUCUUUGCUAAGAACUGCUUUCCUUUUUCCUUUCUGUACGUAAAUAAAUAGAGCCAAAGUUGUAGUACAGAGAGGAAAAGGUUGUGCACCUCACAGGGCAACGAGUUUUAAACUGCCAGGCUGAAAGGCUUCUGGUAGCAAUGGCUGAAAGAAGAUUGCUUUUCUUACUUUGACAUCACAUCCAAGCAAUGCUUUGCAAUAAAAGCUACUCCAGCUAUGGCCACAAAGUUAGAAAACUGGCAUUUUCCAACAGGACAAUCUCUUUCCAUGGUCCAGUUCUGCUGUGGCAAAGCUUCCACUGACUCCAGUAAGAGCUGGCAAAGAUCCUUAAUCUCUUAGUCUUAAGGAAGUAGAAAGUGUUUCUUAAACAAGUCUUCCUUUUUUUUUUUUUU
Malurus melanocephalus (red-backed fairy wren) is the source of this 8057-nucleotide messenger RNA. It is a transcript of the gene AMER2, whose product is annotated as APC membrane recruitment protein 2. NCBI's taxonomy places the organism in Eukaryota, Metazoa, Chordata, Aves, Passeriformes, Maluridae. Gene Ontology annotation, molecular function: beta-catenin binding; phosphatidylinositol-4,5-bisphosphate binding. The transcript has a single exon. Gene Ontology annotation, biological process: regulation of canonical Wnt signaling pathway. Gene Ontology annotation, cellular component: plasma membrane. Bases 197 to 2056 code for a protein of 619 amino acids. The record is from RefSeq and is a predicted model, not a curated record.